GAGCCCCCUCCCUCCCUUCUCGGCGUCGUCGUCGUCGUCGCCCUCCUCCUCCCUCUCGCGCGCUCUCCCUCCCCUGCCCAGAGCCAGCAGCCGGGAUCUCAGUAUUAUGGCAUCGAGGAGAAUGGAGACCAAACCCGUGAUAACGUGUCUGAAAACCCUCCUCAUUAUCUACUCCUUCGUUUUCUGGAUAACUGGAGUUAUCCUUCUUGCUGUUGGUGUUUGGGGGAAGCUGACUUUAGGCACAUAUAUUUCUCUCAUUGCUGAAAAUUCAACUAAUGCCCCCUAUGUUCUCAUUGGGACGGGUACCACAAUUAUUGUCUUUGGCUUGUUUGGAUGCUUUGCCACUUGUCGUGGGAGCCCAUGGAUGCUGAAACUGUAUGCCAUGUUUUUGUCCCUGGUUUUCCUGGCAGAGCUGGUGGCUGGUAUUUCGGGCUUUGUGUUUCGCCAUGAGAUCAAGGACACCUUCCUUAGGACAUAUACUGAUGCCAUCGUGCAUUACAAUGGAAUCGACGAGAAGAGCCAUGCAGUGGAUGAUGUACAACAAAGUCUGAGUUGCUGUGGUAUACAGAGCUACACCAACUGGAGCAUUAGCACUUACUUUACCAAUCAUGGCAUCCCCCCAAGCUGUUGCAUGAAUUCCAGUGACUGUAAUAUCCAGGACCUGCAAAACAUGACAAUUGCUGCUACUAAAGUAAACCAAAAGGGCUGUUAUGAUUUGGUGACCAGUUUUAUGGAGACAAAUAUGGGCAUCAUAGCUGGAGUGGCUUUUGGAAUUGCAUUCUCACAGCUGAUUGGAAUGCUGCUGGCAUGCUGUCUGUCCCGAUUUAUUACUGCCAAUCAGUAUGAGAUGGUGUAACAAGGGGGCAUGAAAUGCAGCAUCUGUUUUCAAUCAGGAAUUGGGAUACAUAAUUCUUGGAAGACUUCUAAAGAAUGUUAGAGCACAUACACAACUACACACACACACACAAUACCACCAAUCACCACCUUCUAAACUCUGUACCAUGCGUAGUGUACCAUUCCGUGAAGUACUGUUGUGCCCAGAAGUAGCCUGAACCAUUCAGCAUCCAGUACUGUACACUCCACUUUGAAGGCUCUUGCAUAUGAUGGCACUAUGUGUAUGUUCUUGGUCAGAUUGUAGUUGCAUUGUUAAAGUUAACAGAGGUUAUUCAUUAACAACGAUGAUUGGACUGUGCAUGUAGUGACUGGAGGGCAUAAUUAGCCUUUCACCAUGGUUAAUAAAUGUCGCACACAUCCAUAUUAAAACCUGUAUACAAAUAUAUAUAGAUAUAUAUAUAAUUUUGGUUAUCAGACUUUUAAUUUGGUUUUUUUUUUGUUUUAUUGCUUUACCAAGUUUUUUCCAAUCUUAUCCAGCUUCCCCAUCCCCAAACCUCUAUUCUCAUACAAGAAGAAAUGUAACAUAAUGUGAAGAUACUUGAAAACAAAAAAUUAAUGUCAAAAAUAUGUUAGGGGAAAAUUUGUUCUUUUGAUGUUCUGCUGCAUCUUUGAUUCUUAAUGUUGUAUGCCUUGUCCGUUUUCCAGUAGGCCUUUGUUUAGUGCAUAUUGCCUCUGAAUCAGAACCUGUGUCAUAGUGUUACUAUGCUGUGAUGUUUGCUUACUGUGAAGACAGUAAUUUUGCUUCUCUUUUAUUAGAUAAUUAUGGACUAAUUAACUUAAGCUGUAAUGCCAUCUUCUUCCUUUUUUUCUUUCAUUCUCCUUUUGCAUUGAAGUUGCCACCAAAGUACAUUGUCCGAUCACUCAAAAAUUCAAAAAAGGACAUAUGGAAUAUUUUUGGGGGUGGGGAACAACAGUUUAGGACCUUUUUUAAAAUAAUAGGAGUUUUUAAAUCAGGCCUCUGUCUAGCAUGCCAACAAGAAUGCAUUGAUAUUGUGAGUAUUUGUGAUAUACAUAUUAAUAAAUGGAACCAUUACGGA
Messenger RNA from Heteronotia binoei (common prickly gecko), 1931 nucleotides. It is a transcript of the gene TSPAN7, whose product is annotated as tetraspanin 7. The record is from RefSeq and is a predicted model, not a curated record. Bases 107 to 856 code for a protein of 249 amino acids. Lineage: Eukaryota; Metazoa; Chordata; Lepidosauria; Squamata; Gekkonidae. The transcript has 8 exons. Gene Ontology annotation, cellular component: membrane.